AUGUUGAUGAGAAAACCUGACAAGAAAGAAGGAAAAUAUGCCGCUAUUGAGCGAAAACUUCUAGAAUCAUCCAAAUCCUGCAGCAAGUUGGAAAAAAUCGCCAACGAAGAACGCAUCCGUGGAGAGGCGAAGAGCAUCCUUCUAACUGAAGACAACCUUGCUCCUAUUCAUAAACCUGUUGAGAAAAGUCCGGAUUUGAUUCAGGGUCUCCCGGAUAUAAGUAAAUUGCCCCUAUCCACCAGUCGUGACUCUGUUCACGACAGUGUGCAACUUACCACGAAUGCCAAGGAGAAUUCUCAGCAAAUCAAAGACGACAAAGAUGAAAUAGAUUUUAGCUUUGAUUCUGACAUUGUUUCACAGUCAUCUGCAUCACUUAAUAACCAAGCUGAUUCAAGAUCCUUGGAUCCUCGAAUAUCAGACUCCGAUUCACAUUAUUUCAGCCUCGUUCAGCCUCCUCGAUCACUUCUACUACAGUCACGUGAUCCUCAACAUCAGCCCCGUAGUCUUGUCCAAAAGCACAUCUUUGAUGGAGGUCAGGUCCAACCUAUAGUUCAGGGCCCGCCUGGAGACCAGGGUCCACCUGGAGGUCAAAACUGGCCUCGGUUAACAGAUGAAAAGAAUCCCGAGGAUCCUGUAUAUUCAACAAUAGAUGAAAGUGAAAGCGUUGAAUCUUUAGCUCUUUGGAGUCAAACAAUCUUAGUAGAUUCUCAGAAAGAAGAUUGCCGGAAAGAAGAUUUGCAAAAUAAAGAAGUGGGACGAGAUUCAUCUUUCGGCGUUUCUUCUCUUCAGGAUGAUGAAACCUAUGGGUUUGCUCCUGUUCAAACGAAUUCUCCGGCCUUAAAAACCUCACCGUCUCUUAAAGUUUCUCCGGGUCCCAAAAUUACUCCAUCUCCAACUUUCCCAGAUUUUCAUUCCCAUCUUCAGCCUCGCUCUGCCGGUCAUUUUCAGUCCCUGCCCUACCUUCUCAACCAGGAUGGAGGGGAGGAGAAUGAGGAACUAGUAGAGUAUGCUCUCAAAUACCAAGCAUACAGGCAUACAAGCAGGAGAACCAGACCAUCUGCUCUUAAUCUACAAGAAAGUCACAGUGUACAGGGUGUUCAUGGUGUACAGGGUGUACAGCCUGAUGUUUGGAACAGAAGAGAAAACAAUUUUGACAGGGUGGAUGGAAAUAAUACAGAUGGUGGUUCCGGCAGAGACUCUGUUGUAUCCUAUAGUUCUACGGAUACUUUACGCUAUCCGGAACCUGGAUCAACGGAUACACUUCGCUACCCUGAUCCCGGAUCAAUGGAUACAUUACGUUAUCCGGUUCCCGGAUCAAAUGAUACCCAGCGAUAUCGUGAACCAAGUCAUUCUCCACUUAGCCCUUACAGAAUGAAGAGCAACCCCUCCAGUCCUAUCUUUAGCCAAUACAGUAACAGUAGCAACCACAGCAACCACAGCAGAAGCAACAGCUCGCAAAGUAACAGCAGCCAAAGAUGUUCACCACAACAACCAAACACACCUAGUAUCCUACAACAUAAACCAACAGCCUCACAACAUCACCAAAGAUCAAGCUCCCAGAACUCAACAACUUCACACAGACAACAACAACAACAACAACAACAGGGUCGUCAACAUCAACAAUUAUACCAGCAACAAAAGCCAACUCACCAACAACAAUCUAGUCGUAGGCAGAGCUCAAACAAACAACAACAACAGUCAAGUUUACAGCACUCAGUUUCAUCGCAGAGUUUAAAUAUCGGUUUAGCAAGACCGAUAUCAGGUGCCGUACCAGCCCUUCAUACAGCUAACCAAAGAUACUGGAGUAAGGAUACUUUCCACCCUGAGAUUGAACCGUCUCCUAGUCCGUCCUCAAACCAGCUCCGGGACCAGAGUAAACACAGAAUGGACGAGAGAAAACAGAUUAUGUAUGAGCAAGGUGGAAGAGGGAAGGGAAGGUUGGGUCGGGAGGAUAAUGAGGGAAGGGAUGGAAGGAUGAUGAAAGAAAAGGGAAGGUUGGGUCGGGAUGAUUUCUCCUUCUCCAAAUCCGUCCCGAACCUUCUGACUCAAGCAAAACAAGAAACAGAAAAUAUAGUUACAUCUGAGAAAAUAGGAGACAUAAAGAAGGAUUGUGAAGAAGAAGAAGAAGGAGAAGGAGGAGGAGAAGAAGAAGGAGAAGAAGAAGAAGAACUAGCAACUAACGGACCUCAUGAUAAUGAGAUAUCAAGAGAAAAGAACAGGUACCUGGACCCUGCUAAGAAAUUAAUGGUAUCAGAUAACACAAUUAAACGGAUACAGAAGCAAGCAGUUAUAGAUUACUAUAAUAGGUUAAGGAAAGGAGAAGAAUCAGUGGAAGAGAGAAGAAAGGAAACCAAAAAUACAGAAGAAGAUGGAAAACGAAAUGAAACAAGGAGAAGAUACAAGGAUGGAUCAGAAAAGAAGGUUAAAUCAGGAUCAGAGAAGGAUGAAUUCCCGUCUCCUGGCACACCAAGAGAUGCUGGGAUCAACUCUAGAAAUUAUCAUGAAGAAAAUAAUCCAAGGCUCAAUUUUCUUAGAUCACUUAGUCAGGGCGAGGAUAACAAUGGUUCAAGAUUAACCUCUAAUCCAAACAUCUCCCCUGGACCAACCUCGUCGAAUAUUACCGUCUCCAACUCACCGGGGAUGACCGGCUCCAGCUCUGGCUCACCUAGGAUGACCGGCUCCAGCUCCAGCUCACAUAGGAUGACUGGCUCCAGCUCUGGCUCACCUAGGAUGACCGGCUCCAGCUCCAGCUCACCUAAGAUGACUGGCUCCAGCUCCCCGAGAUUGUUGACCCCUGAGCCUCCACCUCCUCCUCCCUUAGACAAUCUAGAGGAGCUGGAAAUGGUUUGUAAUGAUCCCCUUCCUCCUCCUCCUCCUCAUUCACUUCAAUACAGUUUAAGUCUAAGAGCUGACUCCUCCAGUAGCGGAAUAGGAACAGGAUGGAACGGUAUCCAGGGAGAAAAACAAGAUAAAAGAAGGAUUGAGGAAGGAUGGAAAGGAGAGGACGGAUGGGAGAGAAGAAGACCAAACUCUCCGGCUAGAAUAGCUGCUAAAGCUGCGGCAGGUUGGGAAAGGUUUCUAGGCCCAUCAACAUCAGCUCCGGAUCCCUUUAAUAUACAAGAGAGAUCAGCUCCGGGUUCCUCUUGUAUACAGGGGAAAUCCCCUUCUCAGGGUGCAUCUACGGUACAGGAGCGAUCUGCUGCUUUUAAUUCAAAUCAUGGAGUUCAGUUUAGAAGAAAUAAGAAGUUGUUGAAUGCGUGUAGCGAGGAUUCUGGAGCUAAAAGUUUAUCCUAUGUUCUGGAUUCCUUGAACCUAAACCCUCUCCAGGCUAGAUCUCCAGCACUGCACAGAAGUUCUCCAAACCUCAAUAGAAACUCAUUGAUCCUCCAAUCCUCUCCGACUCAACCAACAGAGGAGGUUUGUUCUCCGUCAAGAAGAAGAUCGUCCUCUAGACAAUCUUCUCCACGAAGAUCCUCUUCCUACCGGAGGUCUGGAGGUUGUAGAGAGAUCAGAGAAUCUCCAGGCUCAGAGGAAUCUUCCUCGCACCUCUGGUGGAACAAUAAUCUGGAGAAGGUUAACGAGCAGUGCCGGGGGAGAGCUUACAGUAAUAACAGUGCUGACACAGCAGCUGACAACGGACUAAAGAGCUUACACGAUCACAGCAGUAGUGACAGCGGUCUCAGCUCCCUUAGCGGCGGAUCAUCAUACUUACCUAGUACAGGGACCUCAUACUUAACCUCAAUUGGAGGUCGAACCUCCAGUAGAACCUCCAGUAGGUCAUCCUGUUUAUCCCCACUCUCCAUCCUCUCAUUCGGUUCAUCCUCCGGCUCCAGUAGGGCCAGCCUCAGAUCUGGUUCUAUAGUCAGCUCCACAACUAUACCUUUAGAGGAGGAGGAAGAGGAGGAGUCGAGCUUUCAAUUUCAGGAGGUACUGUAUGAAGACGAUAUUGAGAGUAUUGAGAUGUCUACAGCUCUGCUUCAAGUUUGCAAACCUAGUCCACAAAUAUCUCAAGCUCUUGGUGUAUUUGAACCCUGUGAUAAGUCUGCCCUGGAUUAUCUGUGUGAUGUUCUUGAACUCGGAUCCCGUCCUGCCUCACUUCAAUCCCGUGUACGGAGCUCACGCUCCUCCCCAUCCUACUCCGCGAGUAUAGACUUCUUAAAAUGUCGUCUUCUUUCCAGGCUGGAGAAUAAGCUCUCAAACCUUCUCUAUCUUCAGGAACUUGGGAAAGCUGAACAAGAAAGAAAUGAGGAACGAAACAAAGAAUUAAUUGAAAAACUGUCAGCAACUUCUCAAAAAUCUUAUGUUGACAAGUACAGGGUGCAGGUGGAUGAACUAAAUAAGAUCUGCCUCCUCCUCAUAUCUCUAGCUUGCAGGCUUGCCAAAACCCAGAACUCUCUCAACAGUCAAAACUUGAUGGAUGAAGAUAAAAGUUUACAAAGAAAGGAGGAAAAAUUAUUAGAACAAUUUAAAGAAGCUCAAGAACUGAAGACGAGUGUAUUCAAGAGGGUUUCAACAGUUUCAGCAUUUAUUCAGGAACUACUAGGAGACCAGGAACAGUCUCUUCAUACACUGUACACACGUGUACGUGUACAGCUGUUAGUACAACAACGGCUCCUGGCGGAUAAAAUGGAAAUCACAGAACAAAAAAUUGCGGCACUUCGCACACUUUAGUUACACAUUUCUUCUCAAAAUACAUUGUCUUAAAAACCUGAAAAUACGACUUUCCUUAACAAAUUUAUAAAUUUUUCCUUAACGUGCUUAAUUAAUAGUCUUUACUAUUGAUUAGUGAGGAAUGAGGAUAUUGUCCUAUUGUUGAUUAUAACAUACUCCGACAGGACCUUACUUAUCUGUUAAUUAUACAUUGUAUUUUGUUAGAUGUUAGUUGGUCAAAUAAAGGCUGUGUUAAAACAAA
Messenger RNA from Eurytemora carolleeae, 4912 nucleotides. RefSeq lists its product as uncharacterized. NCBI's taxonomy places the organism in Eukaryota, Metazoa, Arthropoda, Copepoda, Calanoida, Temoridae. The transcript is spliced from 25 exons. The coding region runs from base 1 to 4671 and encodes 1556 amino acids. The record is from RefSeq and is a predicted model, not a curated record.